Alternaria rosae is the source of this 1715-nucleotide messenger RNA. RefSeq lists its product as uncharacterized. The record is from RefSeq and is a predicted model, not a curated record. Bases 159 to 1334 code for a protein of 391 amino acids. The transcript is spliced from 3 exons. Lineage: Eukaryota; Fungi; Ascomycota; Dothideomycetes; Pleosporales; Pleosporaceae.
GAUCAACAUGCAGCCCUACGAAAUCUAGAUCCACGGGGCACGUCACACCCGUCCACUGCAUGCGCUCUCCCGCACGAACUACUCUUACCAUUCUACAUGCACACUUUGAACUAUCAUAGCAUUCUUAUACCCUUCGCGUCCAGCGUUUACUUGUAGCCAUGGGGAGACUUCUCCUUACUUCGAGCCAGGUUUCUGUCAUCCUGUCGGCAGCCAUUGUUCUUCUCUUCACACUUGCCCUCUUCCUCUCCGGCUGGAUGUUACAACAACGAUACGUACAUUCUCUACAAGCCGCCAUAAAGCCCCGAUUACCCAAGCCUUUGCCCCCGCCCAAGCCGAUAGAACCUCCGACAUUGGACGUAAAAUGGGCAAGACCGAUGGGCGGCCGUCCAGAGGUGGAUGAGACAUAUGCGCAGUAUAUUGCGGGGCAGACGAUGGACUGGAGCCGCCUGGGUUAUGUGCAGGUGGUGAGAGAGCACGUGGAACUUUGCAGUGCCGUGAUGCUGCUAUCUGAUCUACACAAGAUGAAGAGCCCAGCCAAACGGAUAUUGAUGUUUCCCAAACUGUGGCUGGUGGAAUCUGAAGACGACAACUACGGCCCGCAAAUGUCGACUACACGGCGACUGCUGAGAACAGCGGCGAGGCGGUAUGGCGUCACUUUGAUGCCCAUGGAGCCUAUUGUGGAAGGCGCAGACGACACACUGCCCUCUUCCUACUCACUAGCAAGCCUGUACUCCCUGGUAGACUACGAGCGAUUACUCUACCUCCAAGGUCCGGGCGUGCUGCUCGACGCAUCGGCUUUGGACUCACUGCUGGCUUUCUCCAAAUCAGAGCCCAUGGCAGCGUAUCCCGCCACGCCAGAACGAACCGACAUGUCGACAUCACUCCUGAUGAUACAUCCGUCACAACAGAGCUACAACCAGCUGAGGACACUGCGCACGACGAAGCCGACGUCGGACCUCAACAUGUUCCGCAAGACAUUCACGGUGCCGGACUCAUUGAUCUCGGAGUGGUCGCUGUCAAUGGGCAACGUAGUCUACGAAUCGCAGAACCUGCGCAAUGUUGUUGACGACUUCAACGCGACGGCGUUCGAGCAGGCGACGACGUUCGUGAGGCUGUCGGAUCCCGAAAUACCAGGACCGGAGUACGACAUUCCUUUUUCUGAACGCGCCAAGCUGCGGCCUCAGAACGCACAAGCGCAAGAGGCGUGGAGCAAGCUGUACGAGAGAUUCCGGCAGCGGCGCAUGGAAGUGUGCGGCCUUGACCUGGAGACGUACCAGCCGAUCGUGGUGUCUGGUGGGGCCGAUGAAACCCAUGCGGUGGCUGAUGAGCUUUGAAACGGCCAGGUUUUCUUUUGACGAUGCAACGUGUGCCAUUUGGACGCUUUCGAGUCAUGUUUGUGCAAUAGUCUUCUGGGGGUGUUUGUAGAUGGGCCGGCGUUGGGAAUAAUCAUGUAUGUGUAUGGGCGCGCAUUGCUAGGAGUUGACGGGUUCGAGACGAAGCGAUUCGCAGUAUAGGCAGGCUGGGUAUAGCAGCCGGGCUAGGACUCGGGAGCCAUGAUCCUCAGGGCUGGGACGACCACGGUGCAUGGUACGCAUGACGCAACAACAAGCGAUGCUUCGCGUGCAGCCCGGACGGGCAUGACACGAUGUAAUGAACGAAUGAAGACAAUUGAGUUUGGAUGCAUGCAUGCCAUUGACUGCGGGAGCAAACACGGU